Cordyceps militaris CM01 is the source of this 786-nucleotide messenger RNA. Its product is annotated as Fungal transcriptional regulatory protein. Bases 1 to 786 code for a protein of 261 amino acids. The record is from RefSeq and is a predicted model, not a curated record. Gene Ontology annotation, biological process: regulation of DNA-templated transcription. The transcript has 3 exons. NCBI's taxonomy places the organism in Eukaryota, Fungi, Ascomycota, Sordariomycetes, Hypocreales, Cordycipitaceae. Gene Ontology annotation, molecular function: zinc ion binding; DNA-binding transcription factor activity, RNA polymerase II-specific.
AUGUCAGGUUUGGCGGCCAAGCUCAAAGCUUCCUGUGACCGAUGUGCGGCGGACAAAGUCAAGUGCGGGAAACAGCAUCCCUCGUGUGCAAGAUGCAUACAAACGAACCGAGAGUGCAACUACGGCGUGUCACAACGAGCGGGCAAACCAUCACAGGCUAAGCUGGCGCUCCGACGAGAGCUCGCUGCCUGCGACGGCGUGCAACUGAGCAGUGCCGAUGCGCCAACAAGGCAGGGGAGCGCUGCUGGUUCGCCAAGCGCAAUGCAGGUCGCCGUUAAUCCCGAACUAUCGAAUGUUACGUCAGACUUUUGGCAAUGCAGGGACCUGAUGCUACCGAGCCUACCAUGGCAGGAGGAGCUUGGAGUCUCAGGCAACUUGGGAGCCGCCCAUCAUUCGCCAGCAGCAUAUUAUGACCCGUGUGCCGCAUUGACAGGAGCCUCACUCGCCACUACAUUAUCAGGAACCACACAGUUCAGCCUUGCCACAUCACAACAAGCAAUUACCCUUUCAGAAACAUUACUGGACGCGGUUGGUGGCGAAUUUUCCGUGUCUGUGCCAAUGACGCCGACAUCGUCUGGUCACUCGUCGGCGACAUUGGACGCUCCCCGGGGGCCGCCUUGCUGCGAACCGACUGAAGUUGCGAAGCAGCUUGCGGGAUCAAUUGGUCCUGAGCCAGCUUCACGACAUGGUGGGGAAGUGGGAGCAGAAGAAGGCGACUGGAGAGGUGAAACUGUCGUGUGUGAUUACAAACUUGGUGCUCUCGCGGCUGCACUCGACGGUGGAUGA